Molecule: messenger RNA, 2671 nt
Organism: Branchiostoma floridae (Florida lancelet)
Lineage: Eukaryota; Metazoa; Chordata; Leptocardii; Amphioxiformes; Branchiostomatidae
Exons: 9
Coding region: 159-2312 (717 amino acids)
Molecular function (GO): oxidoreductase activity; protein binding
Source: RefSeq, a predicted model, not a curated record
UGCGUCCACUCUAGCAGACAGCCGACUGUCGUAAUUUUGGUAUGCCGUAAAUGGUUCAGUGUCGUAAAGGUGGACACGUGUACUACUUCCAAGGGGCAGUACAAUGAGCCUACAAUAGGAUCAGGAGUAAAGCAGACUACAACAAGUUGGAAAAAGCAAUGAUGCUGAAUUAUAGAUGCCUCAUCAUCAUCAUCAUACUUGUCUACAAUGCUCUGCACACAGUGUCUCCUUUACCUGACAGAAAGAUGGCCAGUGGAUACACAAUUCCUGUACUUGGUUUGGGUACAGCAGCAAUGGGGGACAAAACAUAUGAUGCUGUGAUGGAUGCUUUGAAAGCUGGGUACAGAAUGAUUGAUACAGCUCAGGCCUACUGGCACUCUGAGGAAUCCAUUGGUCGAGCCAUAAGGGACUCAGGCAUUCCUCGAGAAGACAUCUUCAUCAUCAGUAAACUCAGCCCCCGUUAUUUUGGUCGUGAUCUAACAGCUCGCUCAGUGGAUGUGUCACUCAGGAAACUUGGUACUGACUUCAUUGAUCUGUUCCUCAUCCACAAUAUACAUUGCUCUGACUACUUCCAGUGUGCCCCUGAUGAACCUAAAGCCACAUGGGAAGUUGCCUGGAAGGCCAUGGAAGAGCUGCACAGACAGGGUAAACUAAGGAGUCUUGGAGUCAGCAACUUCUACCCUCCGCUUCUGGAAAAGCUGGUGGCCAUGGCAGAAGUACCAGUUUCCUUGGUACAAAACUGGUUUGAUCCGUUCUAUCGAGACAAGGCAACAAGGCAGUUCUGUGAGAGACAUGGCAUUGUGUACCAGGGGUACAGCACUUUUGGGACUCAAUGGAUGUAUAUGAGACAAGGGCAAGAGAGAAAUCCUGUCCUCACAAAUCCUUUUCUUAUGAAACUCUCGGAAACUUUAGAUGCGUCUGUAGCCAACAUUGUCCUGCGAUGGGCCCUACAGAAAGAUGUUGUUGUGAUUCCACGAUCUGUGAAUACUGAGCAUAUACAAAAUAAUAUGGAGGUCCUUGACUUAGAAUUAAGUGAAAAAACUGUGAGUGACAUUGACAACAAUCUACCUUCUGUCAGGAUUGGGGUGAACGGAGAACCAAUCAUAGAUGAUGCUACAUGGAAUAGGAUAAUGGGAAAUGUAAUUGCAGAUAACCAUGAUGAUGAUCUUGAUAGGAUGAGAACUGCAACUGAACAGCAACAGGAGAGGAAAAACUCUGGGCAGACAAAAUUAACUGAUGUGGUUCAUCUUGAAGAUGAGACAGUUUUUAUUGGGUCCGAUGACGGCAGGAUGUAUGCCUUAGAUGCUGAGAAUGGACAUGUCAAGUGGACAUUUACCUCAGAGGAGGAUCUGGGGUCCACUGCUGCAUUCAGUCCAGACCAGUCUGUGCUAUACUUUGGGUCAGAGGAUGGGUACAUGUACGCCUUACGUGUGAGGGAUGGGUAUGCAGUAUGGAAAGUAGAAUCAGGGCCUGUCAGAAGUUCAUCUGUGGUUGGCUGGGAUGGUACCAUCUAUAUUGGCACCCUGGACAACCAGAUUUAUGCUAUUAAACCUGAUGGAGAGGUAAAGUGGUCACGUGAUCUGGGUGGGGAGAUUUGGGCGCGUCCUACCAUCGGGAGUGGUGGAAGACUGUUGUAUGUUGGUGUCAUGGCAGACAACAACCACAAUGCUUUUGCACUAGACUCACACACAGGGAAUCUGGUGUGGUCGUUCAGAGCUGGUGGGAGCAACUGGUCGUCCCCAGUCCUAAGUCAUGAUGGCCGCUAUGUGUUCUUCAGCUGCCAGGACUCCCACAUCUAUACCCUGCUGGCACACACUGGGGACCUGGUCAGCAGCUUUGAUGUGGGAGAGGAGCAUGAUGGGAUAAACUCUACACCUGCCAUUGCCAAAGAUGGAACUUUAUUUGUUGGGACCAAUGGAGGGUCUGUUGUUGCUGUUGAGAUUGGAAGGGGGAAGCUGAAAUGGGAGAAGAAGCUGGGAGAUGAGGUUCUAUCCUCACCUGCACUGGACAAUGGAGGAAACCUUUACAUCGGCACCAGUGAUGGCCAAGUUCUCAAGCUUAAGCAAAAAGAUGGGUCCACUGUUUGGCAGAUCUCAACUGGGGAUGCGGUCUUGUCCAGCCCCACAUUGGACUCCCAUGGACGGGUAUUUGUGGGGUCCAACAGCGGCUUUGUCUUUGCUAUUAAUGAGGAAACAGGCCAAGUGACCUGGAAGGUUGAGACUGAGGGACCAGUGGUUGCAUCUCCAUUGAUCACAGCUCACCAUCAGUAUAACUAUUGGUACGGUGGAGAAGACACUAAGGAUGAACUGUAGUGCUACGACAUGUGGUAUAUGGAGGAAGCUUAUUUAGAACAUCUAUCAAUGGGGACAACAAAUCCUAGGGCCACACUAAGCUAAUUUCUUUGCUGUCGGAUUUUUGGAUGGAGCAGACGGAAAAUAAAGUCAACAUACCUAAGUCACAUUUCAUGCACUGAAUUUCGAGCUACAGAUGCAUUGGUGUGGAAAUAACAUCACAUCAUAUUGGACUGUACAUGCAUAAACUAAAACAGCUACUACUGACACCACAAUACUGACUACUAUAGUUAUUUAUCUGUCAAAAAUAUUUCUCCAUUUGGCCACACCAAUUUUAUUUAUUGCUUCUCAGAUUUGCCUGUCCAUUUUUUUUUCAUUUA